GGCUCCUCUGGGUUUUUUUUGAGCCUAUCACCCAACUCCAGCAGGCAGAGAGGCCAAGGGGAGAGCAUGAUGAUGGACCUUUUUGAAACUAGCUCCUAUUUCUUCUACUUGGACGGAGAAAAUGGAGCUCUGCAGCAGCUGGAGAUGGCAGAGGGGUCCCCCCUGUACCCAGGCAGCGAUGGCACUUUGUCCCCCUGCCAGGACCAAAUGCCCCAAGAAGCCGGGAGUGACAGCAGUGGAGAGGAGCAUGUGCUGGCACCCCCAGGCCUACAACCCCCUCAUUGCCCCGGCCAGUGUUUGAUCUGGGCUUGUAAGACCUGCAAGAGGAAAUCGGCCCCCACCGACAGGAGGAAAGCAGCCACUCUGCGGGAGAGGAGGCGGCUGAAGAAGAUCAACGAAGCCUUCGAGGCUCUGAAAAGGAGGACUGUGGCCAACCCCAACCAGCGGCUGCCCAAGGUGGAGAUCCUGAGGAGUGCCAUCAGCUACAUAGAGAAGCUGCAGGAUCUCCUGCACAGGCUGGAUCAGCAGGAGAAAAUGCAGGAGAUUGGGGGAGAUCCUUUUAGCUUCAGCCCCAAGCAGGGAAAUAUCCCAAGUUCAGAUUUCCUGAGCACCUGCAGCUCCGACUGGCAAAAUGUUUCUGAUCAUUCCAGAGUGCUAGCACUCAGCGCCAAAGAAGGAGCCUCCAUCGUUGAAUCUUCAGCCUCUAGCAGCCUUCGUUGUCUUUCUUCGAUAGUGGACAGUAUUUCUUCAGAAGAUCCCAAACUUCCCAGCGUGGAGGAAGUGGUAGAGAAGUAGAUCUGCAUUUGGCAUGGUAGUAUUUUGAACGCAGAUAACAAGGAACUCACCCCACAACCUAUAAAUGAAAUAAUGAAUUAAUUUAAUAUUUUAGCAAUCCCAGACAGGGGCCUUGUUAAAGGCACUGGUAGGCAGAUAAAGUUGAAUCUUCUUAAAAAGAAAUGUUCCUCCGAUAAUUGUACAAUCCAAUUCUUUCUUUCU
This is a messenger RNA of Gopherus flavomarginatus (Mexican gopher tortoise), 996 nucleotides long. It is a transcript of the gene MYF6, whose product is annotated as myogenic factor 6. Gene Ontology annotation, biological process: muscle organ development; positive regulation of myoblast differentiation; regulation of transcription by RNA polymerase II. Lineage: Eukaryota; Metazoa; Chordata; Testudines; Testudinidae. The coding region runs from base 67 to 795 and encodes 242 amino acids. The record is from RefSeq and is a predicted model, not a curated record. The transcript is spliced from 3 exons. Gene Ontology annotation, molecular function: protein dimerization activity; RNA polymerase II cis-regulatory region sequence-specific DNA binding; DNA-binding transcription factor activity, RNA polymerase II-specific.